UUCGCUGUAUUAAGAGCUCAAUCUUCAGACAAGUCCAGUAACCAAUGAAAGACUGACUAUGRAURAGACGAUCWAAUUUCGAUUUGAAGUGUGACUUGCUGUCGACGUUGGACUAGAUGACUAAUAAAGAGGUUGUAUUAUCAACAACCAUCUGAUCAAUCUUUUGCAUUGUUGACGCUGUGAAUAGAAAUUAUUUUAACGUUGAUAGAACAACUCACGCAAGUAAACAACAAGUGAUGUCUACAGCUAAUCAGUUUGCAUAGAGUAGCCAUGGAUGUCGUGGUUAUUGUUCUUUUUGUGACAUCGAUAGAAGGAUCGCGCGUUGUACAAACUUCAAGUGGACCAGUAAAAGGAAGUUUGUCGUACAAUCAAAGUCUAGUGCAAUAUCUAGGGAUAAAGUAUGGUCAUGCUGAACGAUUUAAACAAUGUGAAGACACGCUAUGGAACACAGUUUAUGAUGCCUCUCRRCCUGGAAAACCGUGUCCACAACCUCAAUCUUUUUACGUUCAAGAGACGAGUGAAGACUGUCUUAACUUAAACAUAUUCGUACCGAACACUUCAKCUAGYGGCCUUCCAGUUAUGGCGUUUAUUCACGAYGUUUUUUACAGUAUUGGCAACGCGSACGACCUGAUCGACGGCAGUAGCGUSUCAUCCAAGGGUGAAGUCAUCGUGGUAACCUACAAUUAUCGUCUAGGGGUCACUGGUUUUCUAAAUGSUGAAAACACUACAACGAAUUUAGGGUUACGAGAUAAUAUUGCGGCGUUGACUUGGCUUCGACGCAAUAUCCCGAGGUUUGGAGGCAAUCGCGAUGACAUCACAUUAGUSGGUCACUCGUCGGCAGCAAUGACUGUAGGUCUACUACUCAUCUCGCCGCAAGCACAAGGAUUAUUCAAAMGAGCAAUCAUGAUGAGUGGUUCUCCUUUAUCACCCCUGGCAACCRUCGACCAAUCAACUGCCGCGUCAAACAGCAGGUAAGRAGGAGAGACUGGGACUAGUGUCAAUCAGAAUGGRGGGAGUGCAGUCAAUAUAGACUCAAAUAGCAGGGACUGUGAAUCAAGGAUGACGAGUAGAGAGUGUUUCGGUAAUUAUUGAUUGUAACCUGAGAGUACACUUCAAUAAGUCAAUAUAAACCUCACAA
This is a messenger RNA of Exaiptasia diaphana, 1138 nucleotides long. RefSeq names its product para-nitrobenzyl esterase. The transcript is spliced from 2 exons. Lineage: Eukaryota; Metazoa; Cnidaria; Anthozoa; Actiniaria; Aiptasiidae. Gene Ontology annotation, biological process: modulation of chemical synaptic transmission; synaptic vesicle endocytosis; neuron cell-cell adhesion. The record is from RefSeq and is a predicted model, not a curated record. The coding region runs from base 271 to 975 and encodes 234 amino acids. Gene Ontology annotation, molecular function: neurexin family protein binding; signaling receptor activity. Gene Ontology annotation, cellular component: cell surface; synapse.